This is a messenger RNA of Fomitiporia mediterranea MF3/22, 846 nucleotides long. RefSeq names its product Pkinase-domain-containing protein. The record is from RefSeq and is a predicted model, not a curated record. Lineage: Eukaryota; Fungi; Basidiomycota; Agaricomycetes; Hymenochaetales; Hymenochaetaceae. Gene Ontology annotation, molecular function: protein serine/threonine kinase activity; ATP binding. The annotation marks the transcript as partial. The transcript has a single exon. Gene Ontology annotation, biological process: protein phosphorylation; intracellular signal transduction.
AUCGACAACGGCCGCUUCCAUCUCAUCGAACGUCUCGGCCAGGGCGGCUACAGUGUCGUCUACCUCGCGACCGACUCACACUCCUGUCGUCCCGGCUCCUCCAACCCCUCACGCGUUGCAAUUAAAUGUCUCCUAAACACACGUAAAUGCAAGAUAGUGCGAGAGGUUGCAUUACAUAAACGUGCUGCGUCUAUACCCGGUGUUGUCAAGAUAUUCCGCACUUUCGAAGAAGGCGGUCUGUUCUUCGUCGUGCUUGAGUAUUGCCCGAAUGGUGAUCUCUUCGGCGUGCUUACAGAGGAGCAGCUUUUCUUAGGACGAGACCGUCUUAUCAAGAGCGUUUUCUUGCAGCUCCUCGAUACUGUCGCGGCGAUGCACAAGCUAGGUGUUUACCAUCGUGACCUCAAGCCGGAGAACAUCCUGUGUGCCUCGUCUCCAUCCAUGUGCAAUGGUCAGCCCACGUCCCUCACCGUGCUCAUCGCCGACUUCGGGCUUGCAACUGAGUCAGAGCUUUCCGAGAGCUUCGGCUGUGGGAGUUAUGUCUACAUGACUCCUGAAUGUCUUGCAGGAAUGUAUAGCCGCGCACUCCCGCACUACUCCAGUCGUGCGGCGGACAUCUGGGCACUUGGUGUCAUCCUCGUAAACCUCGUCUGCGGACGAUCACCGUGGAAGACCGCGCUGCUAAGUGACCCGAGUUUCCGUCGCUACAUACGUGACGUGCGUUGGCUCCGACAGAUGCUCCCGCUUUCCAUGCCCGCAUACCAUUUCCUUAACAAGAUCUUCUCGAAUCACGGAAACAGGGUCGCGAUAUCUGAUCUCCGCAGACAAUUCGCGGAGAUUGACACGUUC